AUGUCAGCAAGCAAGAACUCCGACGCCAUGACGGCCGCGCAGGGCGAGUUCAGGAGCAAGUACGAACGCGGCACAAAGGUCGGCAAGGACCACCUGCCAGAAUUCCACGCCGAAACCCACCUCCCGGGCACCGCGCCGGCGAGCCGGACCUUCCAGCCGCGGCCGGUCAACGAGACGGUGCCAUCGGGAGGUGGCGCCUCCGUACCGACGGCGGCGUCGGACACGCCGCCGGGGGCAACAUCCGCGGGCGUGCACCGGGGGCUCGGCCACCCGGGCCAAGGCAUGACGAGUCAGGAACUGCACGGAGGCAAGCGGAGCAGGGACGGCGCGGGGCUCGAGGGCGUCGGCAUCAACUCCACGGACCCGGCGCACGAGCGCGGCUUCGACAGGGACUACGAGACCGGGUACCGCGGCAAAGCGAGAGAGGAUUACCCCGGUGCGGAGGAUAGACUACCGACAUCGGCGGAGGAGGUGGCCAGCGAGCGGCUUUGA
Messenger RNA from Purpureocillium takamizusanense, 492 nucleotides. RefSeq lists its product as uncharacterized. The transcript has 2 exons. The record is from RefSeq and is a predicted model, not a curated record. NCBI's taxonomy places the organism in Eukaryota, Fungi, Ascomycota, Sordariomycetes, Hypocreales, Ophiocordycipitaceae. The coding region runs from base 1 to 492 and encodes 163 amino acids.